Messenger RNA from Lactuca saligna, 1696 nucleotides. NCBI's taxonomy places the organism in Eukaryota, Viridiplantae, Streptophyta, Magnoliopsida, Asterales, Asteraceae. The record is from the annotation of a GenBank genome assembly.
AUGGUCUACGACUUCUGUUUUGAUGAAUUCGAUGAAAAGAUCGGAAACCAGCUUUCAGAGGAAUCAAAGAUGAUGUCUAGUGAUGGGUUUUCAUCAUCUCCUUCUUCUCUUUCUGCUUUCAUCCAAGACCCCAUCACAAACCCUAACCCUAAUUCUACAACUUCAGCUAAACGAAAACGUAAUCUCCCUGGUACACCAGAUCCAGAUGCAGAAGUAGUAGCCUUAUCUCCGACAUCUCUGAUGGCCACAAAUCGGUUUCUAUGUGAGAUAUGUAACAAAGGUUUUCAAAGAGAUCAGAAUUUGCAGCUUCAUCGCAGAGGACACAAUCUGCCAUGGAAGCUUAAGCAAAGAAACAAGCUGGAAGUGGUGAAAAAGAAGGUUUACAUCUGCCCGGAGAAAACCUGUGUUCAUCAUGACCCAGCUCGGGCUCUCGGAGAUCUUACCGGAGUUAAGAAACAUUUCAGCCGGAAACAUGGUGAGAAGAAAUGGAAGUGCGAGAAGUGUUCGAAGAAGUACGCAGUUCAAUCGGAUUGGAAGGCUCAUAGCAAAAUCUGUGGUACCAGAGAGUACAAGUGUGAUUGCGGAACACUCUUUUCAAGGAAAGAUAGUUUCAUAACGCAUAGAGCAUUUUGUGAUGCUCUAACUGAAGAAAAUUCAAGAAUGGCUUCGUUUCCUAUGAUGUCAAGUACUGCAAAUCUCAACUUUCGAAACGAGUUGAUGAUGAUGAACGGUGGUGGUGGUGGUGGUGGCGUGGGUAUGAGAUUUCCGGGGAUGUAUGGUGGUGGGAUGUUAGAAAGUAAUCUUGAUGUUAAUGGAGCAAAACCCAGAUUACCAAUAUGGUUAGACCAACAUGGCAACGAACCCCAUCUUGAAAACCCUAGCACAUCGUCAUUUUUGGGGUCAUCAAGCUCGAACAACAACAAUGGUGGAAUGCUACCAUCGGAAAUGGUGCAGUGGUUGAAUGGAAGCCAAGAAGCUGUGGUGGCAGCGUAUUCUGGAUUGCAAUUGAAAGAGGAAGGAGAGAAUAAAGGAGAAAUGCAGAUGAAUGCUUUGUAUAACUACGAUACUUCCUCCACUCCACCACCACCUACUACCGCUCAUAUGUCCGCCACUGCACUAUUACAGAAGGCAGCUCAAAUGGGUUCGACAAGAAGUAGCAAUCCAGGGGAUAGCAACGGGUUCGGGCUCAUGAGCACAAGUCUCUCAAACUUCAAUUCUAUGAAACACGACAACAAUGACGAAUUGAUGAUGAUGAUGACAACGACAGGGACAAAACAAAGCAAAGGAAACGUUACAAAUGAGUCUCAUGAUGGGGAUCUGACUAGAGAUUUUCUUGGGGUAGGACGGAACGAAAGAAGAUCGUUCAAUUUGCAUCAAGAACUAUUCAAGUUCACUUCUUCAAUAGAUGAUUCAAGUAUAUGAAAAAGGUUAAUCAGAAUUAUGCAUGAAAUACACAUGAUAAUGUCAGGAAGAGAACGAGAAAGGGACAAAAGGAGUCACAAGAGGGGAAUAAUAUUGAUAGUACAAUGAGGUGGAAUAUGUUUGCAUAUGCAUGUGUUAUUGCAGCAGAAACAAAAUUUUCUUAAUUUUGUUUUAGGAAACCUAUCUCGGUCUUGCCUGUCUAUCCUCCUCGUGUACAACUUUUGAUGCAAAAUUUACUGUUCAGUGUGUGACUCUCUCUCUCUCUCUCUCUCUC